Mytilus trossulus (common blue mussel) is the source of this 861-nucleotide messenger RNA. RefSeq names its product chymotrypsinogen B-like. Bases 1 to 861 code for a protein of 286 amino acids. Gene Ontology annotation, molecular function: serine-type endopeptidase activity. The transcript is spliced from 7 exons. The record is from RefSeq and is a predicted model, not a curated record. Lineage: Eukaryota; Metazoa; Mollusca; Bivalvia; Mytilida; Mytilidae. Gene Ontology annotation, biological process: proteolysis.
AUGUCAAUUGGGUUUUUCAUGGCUACAGUUGUUUUGGCUGAUACAAGCGUAAAGAUUGUUAAUGGUGACAAUGCCAACAUAGAGGAUUAUCCAUGGAUGGUCUCUGUUCAAUUCAGAAUAAACGAAAAUGAUAGUUUUACCCAUAAAUGUGGAGGAGCAAUUCUUGACAAAAGUUGGAUUCUUACAGCGGCACAUUGUAAUAUGUUUUAUCCUGGCAGACCGGCAAGCGAUAUAAGAAUACAAGCUGGAAGUUCAUUUUUGAGUAAGAUGAAAGUAAAAAUACCAGUGAAAAAGUAUUACGAGCACGAACAAUUUAAACCUUUUGUUACUGGCAAACUCGAUAACGACCUUAUGCUACUACAGCUUCGGAAACCACUUAGAUUCGGGUCUACAAUCAAUAAAAUCGACCUUGACUCUGAAAUAGGGAAAAAUUAUACAGGAGAAUUGUGCACAAUAACAGGAUGGGGAGAUACAGAUGUCAACGCAAGAGGCAAUAAGCCGGAUCGUUUACAAGUACUGACUUUGCCUGUUGUCACGAAUGAACAUUGUGGAAUUGCUUGGCGUAUACCAAAGACGUUUUGGAACAACAUAAUUUGUCUACAAGAUAAGGAUAAGGAUUCUUGUGAGGGUGAUAGUGGUGGACCCGUGUUUUGCAAUAAUAAACUUGUAGGGACACUGUCAUAUGGUAAUAAUAGCCCUUGUGAUGGAUCUUAUCCAAGUGUACAUUCCAGAAUUUCGGCUUACUUAGAUUGGAUAAAAGGCAAAAUGAAUCCGAAAAAUAAAAAAGACAAGAAAAACAAGAAAGGCUCAUCAAAUACGAAAGGAAAGGGAAAGCAAAAGCAAAAGAAUAAUAGAAAUUAA